GUCUUCUAAGUACACACAUCUCAGUAAAUAAUCAAAGCCUCUCCAAACCCUUGACAAACCAAAGCGGGAACUCUCUCUCUCUCUCCCCCUUUUAUCUCUCUCAUUUCUGUCUCUCUAGUCUCUCCCUCGAUAUCUCUCUACCGACUGAUUUCAAUUUCUCCUUGUUGUGUUGCAUGAUCGUCGGAGAUGGCAUCAGCUUGCAUAAACAACAUUUCAUUAUCGCCGGAGAAGUUUCUGGACUGUCCGGCGACUUUUCCGACGUACGGUUGGUUGAGUCCGAAAAUGUCGUUCGGCCGUGACGAAGAAGUUUCAAAGCCUACUGUCAAGCCUAGACCUCAGUCUCCCGAAAAAAUAGUCGACGACAGUGAAGUGGAAGCAGAUCGAGAUGAUACCGGUGAUUUUGAGUUCCGGCUCGAUUUUCCAGUCACAAUGUUACCGGCCGACGAAUUAUUCUCCGACGGCAAGUUAAUGCCGCUGCAGUUCCGGCCGGCGGAGGUCUCGUCGGAAGCCACGUUGCCGGACACGCCAAAAGUCCACCGGAGCUGUGAGAUUGCCGGAAUGGAUCCGUACUUGUUUUCACCUAAAGCCCCGAGGUGUUCUAGCCGUUGGAAGGAGCUUCUAGGACUCAAGAGGCUCUACCAGAACAACAAUGCCAAGUUAGAAAGCCCGAAAACUUCGCUCAGUUCUAAUACUAAUACUGGUAUUAGUAAUGGUACUGGUUCUGGUGCUGCCAAGUCUCUUAAACAUUUUCUUCACAGAAACACAAAAUCCACUCCCGCAUCUGCAACUGACUCUUCUCUCAGCCUUCCGUUGCUUAGAGACACCGAUAACGAGUCGAUUUCGAUAUCGUCUCGUUUAUCUCUAUCGUCUUCUUCUUCCGGUCACGAUCACGAUGAUCUCCCUCGUCUCUCUCUCGAUCUGGAGAAGCCUCAUUCAAGUAACCUCACACAUAAGCAUCACCAAAAUCCACCUAGAAUCAGGCUUGUGAAGCACAGAACGGUUUCCACCGAAGGCAAAAUCAGCAAAAGUCCAAUACGGAGACAAGCGGACAGCAAUGCAGCAGCGACAACUCGAGGCGGCGUCUCGUUGGAUAGCCCUAGGAUGAAUUCAUCGGGGAAAAUUGUGUUCCAGAGCUUGGAGAGGAGUUCAAGUAGUCCGAGUAGCUUCAAUGGCGGUCCUCGAUCCAAGCACCGCGGAGUUGAAAGAUCGUACUCGGCUAAUGUUAGGGUGACUCCUGUUCUGAAUGUUCCCGUUUGUUCACUCCGUGGAUCUUCGAAGUCUGGUGGCGUGUUUGGGUUCCCUCUUUUCUCGGCUCCUCCGCACAAAAGAGAUAACGGUAGCAGUACUAACGGAAGCCGUAACCACCAGCAGCAGAGUAGCAGCAAGAACAAAACGGAUCGAUCUUCUUAGUCUGAUAGACUCUAGUAUUGGUAAUUAACAUCACUAUUUAACAGUGCGUUCUCUAUUCCGGUGUCUAAUUUUUGUUGAUUAGGACUAUGUACAUUGUUAAUUACCAUCGUCAAAUGCUUAAUUCUAAUCUAGCUAAUUAGCCUUUCCCUGAACCUUAUGGAAUUUGAAUCUCCGUUUUUUUUCCGUUACCACACUUGUGUGCGUGUGUUAAACGCGCCGUGGAAGGAGUUGUAUUGGGGAAGGGGUGCAGUAGUACUGAGGCAGCAAUGUAAUGUAACAUGUGAGCGGCAUGUUAGGUGUCUGAUACUCCCUCUAUUUUUUGUAAUAUGAUGAUGAUUUGAUUUGUGGCAUAUAUUUUUUAUUAGGUUUA
Daucus carota subsp. sativus is the source of this 1780-nucleotide messenger RNA. RefSeq lists its product as uncharacterized. The transcript has a single exon. The record is from RefSeq and is a predicted model, not a curated record. Bases 187 to 1410 code for a protein of 407 amino acids. NCBI's taxonomy places the organism in Eukaryota, Viridiplantae, Streptophyta, Magnoliopsida, Apiales, Apiaceae.